AUGUUAAGGAAGAGCUUUCAGGUGGCAGCAAGACUGGUCCCUCCCCAGGCCCUCCCUGGAGCCUUCCGCAUCCUGCCCAGAGUCAUCCCUGCCUCUGCCUUCGGAUCUUCCCCAGAUGCCUUGGUGGCGAGAUUCUGUGUGGAAAGACCAGACACGAAGGACUAUGCGGUGCCCAAUGCCAGCUGGUGUCCCGACAUGCUGAGCCUAUACCAAGAGUUCAUGGGGAAGACCAAGGGGGAAGGCUGGGUCAAGCUGCCUUCCUUCAAGUCCAACCGGGACCAUGUGAAGGGGCUCAAGCUCCCCUCCGGGCUGGGGUGUGAGGAUGCCUCAGAUAACAGUGACUGGCGCAUUUUUACGCGCUGCAUCCCGCAGGAAGGACAAGGCUAUGAAUAUGUCAUCUUCUUCCACCCAACCGAGUUGAAGUCUGUCUGUCUUUUCCAGCCGGGCCCCAACCUGGAGGGGGCCCCAGGGUAUGCACAUGGAGGUUCUCUGACAGCCUUGAUAGACGAGACCUUCUCCAAGACCGCCUACCUGGCAGCAGAGGGACUCUUCACAGUGAACCUAAACAUAAGGUUCAAAAACCUCAUCCCUGUUCGUUCUCUGAUUGUACUGAACGUGGAUGUGACCAAGACUGAUGAGCAGCAAGUGCAUUUGUCCUGCAUUGCUCAGAGUAGAGACGAGCAGACAGUCUACGCCAAAUGCUCAGGUGUUUUUCUUCAGCUUCCACUUGAAGAGGAGGAACCCCAAUAA
Messenger RNA from Suncus etruscus (white-toothed pygmy shrew), 750 nucleotides. RefSeq names its product thioesterase superfamily member 5 (gene THEM5). Gene Ontology annotation, biological process: long-chain fatty-acyl-CoA metabolic process; cardiolipin acyl-chain remodeling. The coding region runs from base 1 to 750 and encodes 249 amino acids. The record is from RefSeq and is a predicted model, not a curated record. The transcript is spliced from 6 exons. Gene Ontology annotation, cellular component: mitochondrial matrix. Lineage: Eukaryota; Metazoa; Chordata; Mammalia; Eulipotyphla; Soricidae.